Solea senegalensis (Senegalese sole) is the source of this 5088-nucleotide messenger RNA. RefSeq names its product semaphorin-3F-like. Gene Ontology annotation, biological process: semaphorin-plexin signaling pathway; negative regulation of axon extension involved in axon guidance; negative chemotaxis. Bases 486 to 2903 code for a protein of 805 amino acids. Gene Ontology annotation, molecular function: semaphorin receptor binding; chemorepellent activity. The record is from RefSeq and is a predicted model, not a curated record. The transcript is spliced from 19 exons. Lineage: Eukaryota; Metazoa; Chordata; Actinopteri; Pleuronectiformes; Soleidae.
AACUUUCCCGAGGAGCACACGCUGCGUGUCUGGACCUCUUCUAACCCACCGGGACUUUUUGUUUCCAACUAUUUUUUUUUUUUUCUUAAUUUGACUAUUUCCUCCCAUGAGAUGUUGAACGUGGUCGUGCGCCCUCAACAUCUCCACACCUCGCGGUCCCACAGAAGACUGAACUAGAGAAACAUUUCUUUUUUCCCCCUUUUUCAUUUUGUCACACCACGCUGUCAACUCUGGUGCCAUUAAGCGCACGCUGAGCGCAGGUAUAAUCCACGGAAACCGCUCUGCUUGAACACGGACUGUCCAGCGGCAGCACCGGGAUUUUCCACUAUAAUUAGUAUUGAUCUAUAUUUGGAGGUGGAAGUGGUCGAUCUGUUGGAAUUGUUUUAUUUUCAAUGACUUACAGGGUUGGACCUGAAGUUAUAUUUGGAACAACAAGACAUUAAACAGAACAUCAGUCUUUGUGUGUGACGGGAGGUUGGUUGACCAUGCAGCUGGACUGUCUGUGGACGGUCCACGCCCUCCUGGCACUGUCCAGCUUCGCCCUUGGCAACCCAUUGAUCAAUGAUCCGCUGGCCGCACCUCGCGUCUUCAUCUCUUUUAAAGAGCUGAGAUCUACUGGUACUGCUCAUCACUUCGCCUACCUCCUCAACACGUCAGACUACCGCAUUCUGCGCAUGGACGAAGACCAUGACCGUAUGUACGUGGGCAGCAAGGACCACAUCCUGUCCCUGGAUCUUCAUGACAUCAACAAGGAGCCACAUAUCAUCCACUGGCCAGUGUCUGAACGAAGAAGGAUGGAGUGUCUUGUGAGUGGGAAGGAUGCCAAUGAGGAGUGUGCAAACUUCAUCCGUCUGAUUGAGCCAUGGAAUCGGACUCAGCUGUAUGUCUGUGGGACAGGAGCUUACAAUCCAGUCUGUACCUUUGUCAACCGUGGACGCAAACCUCAGACAUCCAUGUAUCUGCAGAUGGCCCAGGCCAGAGGAAGGGCUAGCCGCGCAGCUGAAUCCAGCGCGGUGCACGAGACACUUGGAGUAAAGGAAGAAAUAUUUCAUUUGGAGCCGGGGAAAGUGGAAUCUGGGAAGGGAAAGUGCUCUUAUGACCCGAAGCUCAACAGCGUGUCUGCUUUGAUCAAUGGUGAACUGUACGCCGGAGUUUACGUUGACUUUAUGGGAACAGACUCUGCCAUUUUCCGUACUUUGGGGACAAAGACAGCCAUGCGGACAGAUCAGUAUAACUCCAGAUGGCUGAACGACCCCACUUUCAUCCACGUCCACCUCAUCCCCGACAGCGCAGAGAGAAAUGACGACAAGCUGUAUUUCUUCUUCCGGGAGAAGUCCUCAGAGAUGGGCCAGAGCCCUGUGACCCAGGCCCGAAUAGGUCGCAUCUGCCUGAAUGAUGACGGGGGCCACUGCUGUCUGGUCAACAAGUGGAGUACCUUCCUGAAAGCCAGGCUCAUCUGCUCGGUGCCCGGGGCCGACGGCAUGGAGACGCACUUCGAUGAGCUCCGAGAUGUUUACAUACAGCCAACACAGGACACGAAAAAUCCCGUGAUAUAUGGAGUCUUCUCUGUCUCUGGCUCCGUCUUCAAAGGCUCAGCAGUCUGUGUCUAUUCCAUGGCCGACAUCCGCAUGGUCUUCAAUGGGCCCUUUGCCCACAAAGAGGGUCCCAAUUACCAGUGGGUGGCCUACACUGGGAAGAUCCCCUACCCUCGCCCUGGCACGUGUCCUGGAGGUACCUUCACUCCCAACAUGAAGUCCACUAAGGACUAUCCAGAUGAAGUGAUUAACUUUAUGAGGAAUCACCCAGCCAUGUACAAUGCAGUGUACCCAGUGCACAAGCGCCCCCUAGUGGUUAGGACCAACGUAGACUAUGAAUUCACCGCUAUCACUGUGGACCAGGUGACUGCUGCAGACGGCAACUAUGAAGUGCUUUUCUUAGGAACCGACAAGGGGACAGUUCAGAAAGUCAUUGUGCUGCCCAGAGAUGAUCUGCAGACCGAGGAGCUGGUCCUGGAGGAAGUGGAGGUUUUCAAGGUCCCUACUCCUGUAACAACAAUGAAGAUCUCAUCCAAAAGGCAACAGCUGUAUGUGUCAUCUGCGGUAGGGCUAACACAGCUGGCUCUGCACCGCUGUGAUGUGUACGGCGAGGCCUGCGCUGACUGCUGUCUCGCCAGAGACCCUUAUUGUGCGUGGGACGGCAAGUCGUGCUCCCGUUACUCUGCCUCGCAGAAGAGGUCUGACCCAUUUAGACGAAGCAGGAGGCAGGACGUCAAGUACGGGAAUCCCAUCCGCCAGUGCCGUGGCUUCAACUCCAACACCAAUAAGAACACUCUGGAGAUGGUGCAGUAUGGGGUGGAGGGAAGCAGUACCUUCCUGGAGUGUCAGGCCCGUUCUCCACAUGCUGUAAUCAAAUGGCAUCUGCAGAGAGAUAAUAGUGACCGCAGGAAAGAGAUGCGUUCUGAUGGUCGGGUUUUGAAGACAGAGCAAGGUCUCCUCCUGCGAUCGCUGCAGCCAUCCGACUCCGGCAUGUACCAGUGCUCGGCGACGGAGAAGAACUUCAAACACACGCUGGUGAAACUGCAGUUGGUGGUGUUGUCAAGCCGGGCUGUCAACAGCGUGCUGGUGGAGGGUGGGGGAGGGCUGGUGUCAUCUUCUCUCCACUCCAGCAGCACCCAGUGGACCCCCAGUGGAGGCCAGUACAAAGACCUGCUGACCAUCCUGAGCCAGCCAGAGAUGAACCUGAUCAAUCAGUACUGCCAGGACUACUGGCAGUUUGGAGACCCGCUGCUGGGCGCCCUCAAGGCCAAAGACCUGAAGGAGCUGAAGGAGCACAAGAAGCCCCGCAACCGCCGGCAUCACGGGGAUGGGGAGGAGAACGAGGAGCAGGAGGAGGAAGAGACAUGAGGAACCCAGCUUUGUGUCUGAAACAACCCCCCGCCACCCACCCCCCAACCCCUCUUCCACCCGCCCUGUGAAAACUGAGAGAGACUCAUCGAGAGUAGCUACAUGAAAAAAAAAAAAGUCCACAAAAAAUUCAAACUGAGAAAAAAAAUGGCUUGCAAACAAAACCCCACACACGUUCUCUCAAACAGCAAGAUAUAAGAUACACAGUAUUUAUUGUAGGUUGUAUAAAGUAUCAUUCUGUGGAUUUCUUUGUACUUAUAGAAAAAAAAAAAAACGUGCUCUUUGUGUAUAGGUACCUUUGGGGCAAAUAUUGUCAUUAUUGAUGUUGUUAAUUUUAUUGUUGCUGUUACUGUCAUUACAAAACUGUCAGCAUCAUUUGACCUUUGACCUGGCUGUUUGGAAUGUGUUAUCAGGCACGUAAGCUGUCGCCGGCGAACUCUGAGAGGCUCGUUGUGACGGGGGAAAUGAAUUGUUGUUAAGGAGUUAAUGGGAUCUCUUUUGUUUCUUGCUUGGUUUAACUCAAUGCCAGGACUCUUUUAUUACUGGACACAUCGGUAAUACUGGUAAUGCAACCUCCUUGUGACUGUGGCAAAGGGACCAGCGACACAUGGUCCCAGUUACUGGGGGAAAACAGUAUUUUCUCCAUGGGAACUUACAGUAUGUUGCAAUUGGGCGGUUUUAGUAGAUAUAUUUUUAAGCUGAUGCUUGCUCCUUGUUUUUUUUUCUGUCUUGUUGAGUGGCUUGAUUGUAAAAUGAUGCAGCUUGGCUAUCUGUCAGCCGAUAUUGAUUUCAAAAAGAGAGAUUUACAUUUGACAAAGGCCAAACAAAUGAAAAAGUUCUUAUUUGUACUCUGAGUAAGCUGUAGUUCCUUCUGGCAAUGAGCUUGAGUUUUAAAAUGAGAAGCCAACAUACGAUCAGUUUUGUUCUGAACUCUAUUUAAACAAUGGUUUCCAUAAUAAUGGCAUCCUAAUGGUUAGGAUAUUUUCAAAUGCAAAGAUCCUUUGUAAUGCGAGUGAGGUGCAAUAAAAAGGUCAAGGUUUUCCACAGAGGGCAUUAUUCUUUUUAUUUUCAAGGGACAUUGGCUGGGGCCAAAUGCAAGAAGCACACUCGGGCAAGGAAUGAUUGGAUUCUGUGUGGAAAUAAAUCAAUAUCGAGAGGAAAGAUGUGCCCAGAUCAGGCAGCGGUCGUUUAGCUCCGAGCACACGAGACAUCUUUCUUUCUUACUUCCAUGUGACAUUCAUAUGUGGAAAAAAAAAAAUGCCCAUAUACACAACAGAGCAUUGUAACAAUGUUGUGACACUAACCAAAAUAUUGGGAAGCUGGCUUUCAUAGUGUGCAUGAACCUGUAUUUGUACUGUAAUCCUGAUAAGAUUCUGUGUGGUCCUUUUAUUUUCUGUUCUUCGUUUUUAGGGUUGUACAGUAUGGUAUGAGGGAGGUUCUCAGUACAGAAAAAUGGGAAAACAAAUGCUUUAAAGAUGCCCCUUUUUUAAAAAAAUAAUAUACUCCUGUACAGAGCAUGAGGCAUUUUCUUCUGGGCAUACAUUUUGUUCAAAGUGCUACAAAGUGCAAUUAUCUUGCGAGUGUGUUUUAAUAGCACAUGAAAGUACAAGUAGGCAAGUGUGAAUAGAUGAGAGGGGUGUUAUUAUGAAGUGAGUAAAGAAUCUAUUGAUUAGAAUUUUGACACUCGCUCUCUUUUACACUUCAAUGUUCACAAAAAAAAUAGAAACAAUAGAAUUAAAUUGGGUUUUUCUAUCUGCUCCUUCAUUUGGAUGCAGUCUCCAUUACCAGAAUCGGUCUAAGCCCCGAUCAUGAACUUCAAAUGACAGCAUUGGUUUUAAGGAAAGUUUAAAAAGGGCAAAAAGAGGUCGUACAAGUUGUUUGGUAUUUUUUUUAUUUUGUCUUUAGAUUUUGAAUGUUUUUGUGUUUUUGUUUUUUGCAUCAUCAGACUUCAUGAAAAAAGGAAAAAAAAACACUAAAUGCACAAAGGUGAUGUUAUUGUAAUGACUUGUGUAAAUUACUUUAUCUUCCAUUUCCGUUGUUGUUGCUGACUAAUAAAUUAAAGCUCUAUAUUUUAUAAGAAUGGAAUGCUCCCCCCCUUCGUUGUCAUUGGCCUUAGACUGAAUGUUUACAUGUUCUGCCCAGAACCUUCUGGAUCCAUGGAAUAAAGUUUUACCUGUUAAAGAGA